ACUCUCGCGGAGGAAGCGAGGUAGGGGAGCCAGCUGGGCAGUUCAACGUUCCGGGGGCGCUUCCAAGGGCCGCGCGCGAGGGCGCCGGGCCCUGGGGGCUGCGCAGAGCCGGGGUCCGCGGAUGCGCGGGCGCGCGCGCUCGUCCAAGGGGGCGCUGUCCGAGGGCACGUGCGCGGGAGCGCGCCCGGGGAGUGGUCGCGGAGUGGCUGGCUGGCUGGCUGGCUUGCUGGCGGGCGGGGCGGGUAGGGGCGGGGCCGCGGCGGCGCGCGGACGCGGAGCUCCGCCGGGCUUCUUGAGGCUGCGGCGCGGCCACCAGCUGGAGGGCGGCGGACGUUGUAUCCAGAGCCCGAAAACCUGGGACUUGGGGGACGCUGAGGGACGCAGGAGUGGAACCUGGCCGCGAGGAAGAUCCGCGCGGUGCAGCUCGCUGCUUAGCAGACGGCGCUUUCCUCGCUCCAUUUAGGAAGCGGGUGGGGGUGGUUCGUGGCCAGCGUCGGGAGGUAUUCGAACGCCCGCGUCCGGAAAGAAAGAAUUCACCUGUGUUUGAAGGCAGCGCGCCGGACGUGGAGGGAGCGGCGGCGAGCUCUCGCUUCUGGCACAAUGGGCUGUACGCUGAGCGCCGAGGACAAGGCGGCGGUGGAGCGGAGUAAGAUGAUCGACCGGAACCUCCGCGAGGAUGGCGAGAAGGCGGCGCGCGAGGUCAAGCUGCUGCUGCUCGGUGCUGGUGAAUCUGGGAAAAGCACAAUUGUGAAGCAAAUGAAAAUUAUCCAUGAAGCUGGUUAUUCGGAGGAGGAAUGUAAACAGUACAAGGCGGUGGUCUACAGCAACACCAUCCAAUCAAUUAUUGCUAUCAUUAGGGCCAUGGGGAGGUUGAAGAUAGACUUCGGUGACUCAGCUCGGGCGGAUGAUGCCCGCCAACUGUUUGUGCUUGCUGGAGCCGCUGAAGAAGGCUUUAUGACUGCAGAACUUGCCGGAGUUAUAAAGAGAUUGUGGAAAGAUAGUGGUGUACAAGCCUGUUUCAACAGAUCCCGAGAGUACCAGCUUAAUGAUUCCGCAGCAUACUAUUUGAAUGACUUGGACAGAAUAGCACAACCAAACUACAUUCCAACUCAACAAGAUGUUCUCAGAACUAGAGUGAAAACUACAGGAAUUGUUGAAACCCAUUUUACUUUCAAAGAUCUUCAUUUUAAAAUGUUUGAUGUGGGAGGACAGAGAUCUGAGCGGAAGAAGUGGAUUCAUUGCUUCGAAGGAGUGACCGCCAUCAUCUUCUGUGUGGCUCUGAGUGACUAUGACCUGGUUCUAGCCGAAGAUGAGGAAAUGAAUCGAAUGCAUGAAAGCAUGAAGUUGUUUGACAGCAUAUGUAACAACAAAUGGUUUACAGAUACGUCUAUUAUACUUUUUCUAAACAAGAAGGAUCUCUUUGAAGAAAAAAUCAAAAAGAGCCCUCUCACUAUAUGCUAUCCAGAAUACGCAGGCUCAAACACAUAUGAAGAGGCAGCUGCGUAUAUUCAGUGUCAGUUUGAAGAUCUCAAUAAAAGAAAGGACACAAAGGAAAUAUACACCCACUUCACAUGUGCCACAGAUACGAAGAAUGUGCAGUUUGUUUUUGAUGCUGUAACAGAUGUCAUCAUAAAAAAUAAUCUAAAAGAUUGUGGUCUCUUCUAAAUUUUGCAGUUAAUGGUAAAAUGCAUUUUCAAACCAAAUGAGUACUUCUGUGUGGAUUUCUCUAAAUUAGAGUCUUGCAGCAACACAAUGUAGUAUACAGCAGAUGUAUCUGGGACCUGACCAAAGUUGUUCUGUUGUGUUUUUUUAACUGAAAGUAAUAGAAGGACCUUUCUUAAAUGUGAGAGGUGGUCCUGCAGUGGGAAACUAAGGGCAGUGUUAAUGCUCGACUCUAGUGUAUUGAUGAUUUCUGCCUAUGUGUAAAUAUGCAAAUGUAUGUAUACAUGUAUUUAUAACUUUUGUUUUUCCACAUUACUUUUAGGCUUUAAGAGUGGCAACUUAUUCUAGCGUGAUGGCUUUGGUAAUAAACAGAAAUACUAAGUACUUUGUACUGAAUGACAGACUAUUACCGUGUUUGCCAGUUUUAAACAGCUUUAUUUAUGUUCAUGUCUUGUAAAUUUUUAAGUACAGUAAUUAAUAUUAGGAAACAUUGCAGCCCUUAUCUUGAUUAUAUGUAUACUUGUAAUCUUAACAAAGUUAUUUGUACAAACAUUGCACAGACUAUUUUAAUAACAUGAUUUGUUCUUUAAAUUUAAUGUGUUUUAUUGAAAUGUUCUUAAGAGGAUGAAUAUACCUGCCUUUGGAUCAGUUAUAUAAACAUUGUAUGCAUUUUAAUUUUUCUUCUAAAAGUGCAUGCUGAUCUAAUUCUACAUUAGAUUUGGUUUGAAAAACUGAAAUUUCAGAUUUUUGAGGCUAUACUCUCAGACUUACUAUAAACACUUAAUUUUUAUUCAGUUGGUUUGUUUUCACUUUGAAUUUUAAUAUUUGGAUGGUAUUCAUGCAUUUCCUUAAAGGUGAUGCCAGAUUAAUUUUUAUACACUUUAAAUAACUACAUUCUUAUUUAUAACUAAGUUUAGGUGGAUUGAGAGCAUUUUGUGGGUAAAAAUAUGUCAGCAUAAUGAAUUUUGAGACAUUCAUUUGUGUAUUUCCUUUGGGAAAUCCCUUGUACCUAGCAUAUAUGAUAGUUCCUUAUUUGGAAGAUAACAAGAAAGAUCUUUGAAUAUUCAGCUGCUGAUCUAAUGCAAGCUUUAGAUUCCUAUAUGUAACUACUUUCAAACUUAAUUAUCACACUAUAUAUUAAAAUUACUUUUUUCUCUUACUCAAAUUUCCACCACUUGCUUGAGUUAAUAUUUCUUUUUAAAUUGUGCUAUUAUUUCUGACAAUUAAACGGGCAAUUACACUUAGAAAAUGAGUAAUAGUAUUUAAUAAAGUCAGUGAUUUUAUGUAUGCUCAAAAAAGUGUUACAUAUUAGCUAGAUAUUGGACUUUGAUAGUCAUUUCUUUUCAUGAUUCAUGAUGUGUCUCUGUGACUUCAUUUCAACAAAAUGAACAGCAUUCCCUACCCUACUUCUGUUGUUUUACUCAUCUUGAAAAAGGUCCUUCAAUAAGCUUUGUGGAUAAGUAGUCUCUUAGUUACGUGCUGUCAUUUUGUUGAAGUAUAUUUCUUGAAGUGUGUGUGGGUGUGGGUAACCACAGACUACAUUUUCAUCUGUUAUAUUUUGGGGAUUUGUUUUUCUUCUUUGUGAUGUAAAGAAAUUCAAAGUUAUCACAGUUUCUUAAAUGUGUUAGUUUAGAUUCUUUACGUGCCUUUCAUGAAAGAUGUUUUCAUUAAUUUUACUGAUGGAAGACCUGUAACACCCUUAUUGUGAAGCUAUGUAUGAAAUUCACCUAUACUAUGAAUAAAUAUGAAUCCUGAGAAAUACUGUUUAAAAAGCCACAAAGAAGCACAUCUUGGUGACCAUAAUUGGUGAAUUCCUGAACUUUAUUCUGUGUAAUUGUGUUACUAAUAAAUCCUAAUAAAUUUAAAUUUUUAAAAUUUUA
Leopardus geoffroyi (Geoffroy's cat) is the source of this 3542-nucleotide messenger RNA. It is a transcript of the gene GNAI1, whose product is annotated as G protein subunit alpha i1. Lineage: Eukaryota; Metazoa; Chordata; Mammalia; Carnivora; Felidae. Gene Ontology annotation, cellular component: heterotrimeric G-protein complex. Bases 601 to 1665 code for a protein of 354 amino acids. The record is from RefSeq and is a predicted model, not a curated record. The transcript is spliced from 8 exons. Gene Ontology annotation, molecular function: GTPase activity; G protein-coupled serotonin receptor binding; G-protein beta/gamma-subunit complex binding. Gene Ontology annotation, biological process: adenylate cyclase-modulating G protein-coupled receptor signaling pathway.